This is a messenger RNA of Rattus rattus (black rat), 330 nucleotides long. RefSeq names its product 60S ribosomal protein L27a-like. Gene Ontology annotation, molecular function: structural constituent of ribosome. The transcript has a single exon. The record is from RefSeq and is a predicted model, not a curated record. Bases 1 to 330 code for a protein of 109 amino acids. Gene Ontology annotation, cellular component: cytosolic large ribosomal subunit. NCBI's taxonomy places the organism in Eukaryota, Metazoa, Chordata, Mammalia, Rodentia, Muridae.
AUGGGUAAGCACCACAAACACCCAGGAGGGCCCGGGGAUGCUGGAGGCAUGCGUCACCACAGGAUCAGCUUUGACCAAUAUCACCCGUGUAGCUUCGGGAAAGUUGGUGUGCGGCAUUACUGCUUGAAGAGGAACCAGAGCUUCUGCCCGGCUGUCAACCUGGAUAAAUCAUGGACGUUGGUCAGCGAGCAGACACGGGCUAAUGCAACAAAAAACAAGACCGGGGCUGCUCCCGUCAUGGAUGUUGUGCGAUUGGGAUGCUACAGAGUUCUGGGGGAGGGGAAGCUCCCUGAGCGACCUGUCAUCCUGAAGGCCAAAGUCCGUCAGUAG